Messenger RNA from Diospyros lotus (date-plum), 1658 nucleotides. Its product is annotated as 26S proteasome regulatory subunit 4 homolog B. The record is from RefSeq and is a predicted model, not a curated record. Gene Ontology annotation, biological process: proteasome-mediated ubiquitin-dependent protein catabolic process. Lineage: Eukaryota; Viridiplantae; Streptophyta; Magnoliopsida; Ericales; Ebenaceae. Gene Ontology annotation, cellular component: proteasome regulatory particle, base subcomplex. The transcript has 6 exons. Gene Ontology annotation, molecular function: proteasome-activating activity; ATP hydrolysis activity; ATP binding. Bases 109 to 1446 code for a protein of 445 amino acids.
GUUCUAGAACACUGGAUGUAGUUUCUUGAUAAGAAAGGAACGAAAAAUUCGAAACCUAGUUCACGAAGAGCUUGGCUACCUUUCUCGUCUCGGAAUCGCCGGCAAAUCAUGGGUCAGGGAACGCCCGGAGGUCUGAACAGGCAAGGCCACGGCGGAGACCGGAAGAAUGAAGGCGACAAGAAGGAGAAGAAAUUUGAACCGGCGGCCCCGCCGGCUCGAGUUGGCCGGAAGCAGCGGAAGCAGAAGGGGCCGGAAGCGGCGGCGCGGCUUCCGACGGUGACGCCGUUGACGAAGUGCAAGCUGAGGCUGUUGAAGCUGGACCGAAUCAAGGACUACCUCCUCAUGGAAGAGGAGUUCGUGGCGAAUCAGGAGCGAUUGAAGCCCCAAGAGGAGAAGACCGAGGAGGAUCGUUCCAAGGUCGACGAUCUGCGAGGCUCGCCGAUGAGUGUCGGCAAUCUUGAGGAGCUGAUCGAUGAGAAUCACGCCAUUGUGUCGUCUUCUGUGGGGCCGGAGUACUACGUCGGGAUUUUGUCGUUCGUCGACAAGGAUCAGCUGGAGCCUGGCUGCGCGAUUUUGAUGCAUAAUAAGGUUCUCUCUGUUGUUGGGCUGCUUCAAGAUGAAGUCGAUCCAAUGGUGUCUGUCAUGAAGGUUGAGAAGGCUCCUCUAGAGUCAUAUGCUGACAUAGGUGGGUUGGACGCACAGAUACAGGAAAUAAAAGAAGCUGUUGAACUCCCUCUAACACACCCAGAAUUAUAUGAAGACAUUGGUAUCAAGCCUCCCAAGGGGGUCAUACUCUAUGGAGAGCCAGGAACAGGCAAGACAUUACUUGCAAAGGCAGUAGCAAAUUCCACAUCUGCAACUUUCUUACGGGUUGUUGGAAGUGAAUUAAUUCAAAAGUAUCUAGGUGAUGGUCCAAAGUUAGUGAGGGAACUUUUCAGAGUUGCUGAUGAUCUCUCUCCAUCAAUUGUAUUCAUUGAUGAGAUUGAUGCAAUUGGUACAAAAAGGUACGACGCCCACUCAGGUGGUGAACGUGAAAUUCAGAGGACCAUGUUGGAACUACUGAACCAGCUAGAUGGUUUUGAUUCAAGAGGAGAUGUCAAGGUGAUUCUUGCAACAAACAAAAUUGAGAGUCUCGAUCCUGCCCUGCUUCGGCCUGGUAGAAUAGAUAGGAAGAUAGAAUUCCCACUCCCUGAUAUUAAGACUAGAAGGCGCAUUUUCCAGAUACAUACAUCGAGAAUGACAUUGGCUGACGAUGUCAACUUGGAAGAAUUUGUUAUGACUAAGGAUGAGUUUUCUGGGGCUGAUAUAAAGGCAAUAUGUACUGAAUCUGGUUUACUUGCUUUGAGAGAGCGUCGUAUGAAGGUUACGCAUGUCGACUUCAAGAAAGCAAAAGAUAAGGUCAUGUUCAAGAAGAAAGAAGGCGUGCCAGAAGGGCUCUAUAUGUGAAAAUGCCUGAGUCUCUACGAGACAUCAUGAUGUGUAUCUCUCAUUCUGAAUCUUGUUACUUGAUAUUCCUGUUAUGCUUGUUUGAGUAUUUGGCCUGGUGGUUGCUACGGACUACCAUCCGAUGUUGAAUGAUGGAAGUCUGUGGCAUGAGCAUUCUGGUCAAUUAGUUUCUUUUUGAAUCAAUAUACUUGUCUUCUUUUGAUAGCCUUUUA